UCUCGAACCAGGCGGCCAACAGCAUGCUGCCCUUCGUCGCAGCCUUCAUUGAGACGUCGGCGAGAGAUCCAAGGGCCUUGUGGAGCAGCUUCAGCAUGAUCGUCUUCUCUGAGAUUGGCGACAAGACGUUCCUCAUCGCAGCCAUCCUCGCAAUGCGCCACUCGCGCCUCAUCGUCUUCGGCGGCGCAUUCGCCUCCCUCGUCGUCAUGUCAGUCCUCAGCUCAUUCCUCGGCGCAGCCUUUCCCUCACUCCUCCCAAAGAGCCUCACCACCUUUCUUGCCUCGCUGCUCUUCUUUGUCUUUGGGGCCAAGAUGUGGAAAGAAGGCAAGGAGAUGAGCGGCGAGGAGAUGGGCGAGGAGUGGGAGGAGGCCAAACGAGAGAUUGAAGAGGAAGAGGAGGAGCAUCACGAGUUGGAAGAUAGGCAGCAGCAGAGCUUGGAGGAAGGGACGACUUACCCGCGCAUCAAUCUCUACCCUGCUGCGACCGCGCCCAAUGGUAACGGGCGACCUGCCAAGAGGAGGGACAGCAUCAACGGCAAGGCAGCAGCGGCUUCGACGUCGUUUGUCUCGUCGCUCAAGGAAGGGACGCGCAACCUCUGCGGGCUCUGCUUCUCGCCCGUCUUCGCGCAGGCGUUUGUUCUCACCUUCCUCGGCGAGUGGGGCGACCGUAGCCAAAUUGCAACGAUUGCCCUCGCGGCAGCUCAUAACAUCACACUCGUCGCCCUGGGCACCGUCGUUGGACACUCGCUCUGUACGGCACUCGCAGUAUUGGGCGGCUCAUGGCUAGCAUCGCGCAUCAGUCCCAAGCACAUCACCCUAGGUGGCGCCGCGCUUUUCCUGCUCUUUGGCUUUGUGUAUCUCUUUGAGUCGUGGGAGGAGUACACUGCGCAGGCGGCUGUGACGGCGAGCAGUGGCGGGGUGGCAGCGGUCACAGGGGCAGCGCAGGCGGUGGCAGACGGCGUAGCAGGGCAGGCCGACAAGAUGGCGGCGGCCAUGCCUCUGAGAUGACGGGACGACGGGCGGAACGACGGACGAGACGACGGACGAGACGACGGAAAGAACACUGUAGACUACGACUCAUAGCAUCAAUUGACAUUUGCCGUCACCGCGGCAUCACGCAGCGCUUCUGAUCAGCAAGGCGGC
Messenger RNA from Jaminaea rosea, 1142 nucleotides. RefSeq names its product UPF0016-domain-containing protein. Bases 96 to 1007 code for a protein of 303 amino acids. The transcript has 3 exons. Gene Ontology annotation, biological process: Golgi calcium ion homeostasis; calcium ion transmembrane transport; Golgi calcium ion transport. Lineage: Eukaryota; Fungi; Basidiomycota; Exobasidiomycetes; Microstromatales. Gene Ontology annotation, molecular function: calcium ion transmembrane transporter activity; manganese ion transmembrane transporter activity. The record is from RefSeq and is a predicted model, not a curated record. Gene Ontology annotation, cellular component: Golgi apparatus; fungal-type vacuole membrane.